ACCUAACCAAACAUCCCUUUCUAUAUAUAUCCCCACACCUAACUUCACCACCGACUCAACCACACCCACAGCAAACCAACAAUGGCUGCCAAAACCCUAACACUCCUAACCCUACUCACACUCACCCUCAUCUCCUCCACCUCUGCACUCUCCGGCGAUCCACCCACCGUCUACCAGAUCCUCGAAAAAUACGGUCUUCCCACCGGCCUGUUACCCGAUUCCGUCAAAUCCUACUCUCUCUCUCCCGAUGACGGAAGUUUCGUUGUUGAACUCGAACAACCUUGCUACAUCCAGUUCGAUUAUCUUGUUUAUUACGAUACUAAGAUCACUGGCAAGCUGAACGUGGGGUCGAUUACGGAUCUGGAUGGGAUCCAGGUCAAGAGGUUCUUGUUUUGGUUUAGUGUUGAUGAAAUUAGGGUUGACUUACCCAGCUCUGAUAAUAUCUACUUUACGGUUGGGAUUAUUAAUAAGAAGCUUGAUAUUGAUCAGUUUGAGACGGUUCACUCCUGUACGGAUAACGCUCUUUCGUCAUGUGGUCAAUCAUCUAAACCUGUUUCUCAGCUUCCGGCGACUUUUGAUGAGGUUGAAAUGCUGAUCACUGAGUAGAUGCGGCACCAUGGAGUCAUGCUGUAGACGUAAAACCGGAUAAUAAGUUUUCUGUAUUUGUAUCCUGUGUUUUGAAGAUCAGAAGCCACUGGGCUAGGCUAAUGUUUGAGCCCCGUUGAGCCUCUGUUCAAGUAUAAUUGUGUAAAAGCUUUUGAAGUCUAGUAAUACUAAGUGUAUAAUAUUGUGUCUGUAUUAACUUUCCACUAUGCAAUGACUACUAUAUCUUGUAUUAGCAACUCAUGAAUGUGUUUAGUGUUGUGUGUUA
Molecule: messenger RNA, 871 nt
Organism: Helianthus annuus (common sunflower)
Lineage: Eukaryota; Viridiplantae; Streptophyta; Magnoliopsida; Asterales; Asteraceae
Exons: 2
Coding region: 82-606 (174 amino acids)
Source: RefSeq, a predicted model, not a curated record